This is a messenger RNA of Nerophis lumbriciformis (worm pipefish), 5575 nucleotides long. RefSeq names its product eph receptor B4a (gene ephb4a). Gene Ontology annotation, biological process: ephrin receptor signaling pathway; protein phosphorylation; axon guidance. Gene Ontology annotation, molecular function: ATP binding; transmembrane-ephrin receptor activity; protein binding. The record is from RefSeq and is a predicted model, not a curated record. Lineage: Eukaryota; Metazoa; Chordata; Actinopteri; Syngnathiformes; Syngnathidae. Gene Ontology annotation, cellular component: plasma membrane; dendrite.
UCUACCGCCAGGACAACUUUUACCAAUUACGUUAUUCUUUUUUUUUACCUUCUUUAGAGAACGAACCCGUUUUUUAAAAGGCCGUUUUUAUUAUUAAACACCUGUCAUUACCUCGGUUUGGUGGGUUUUUUUCUCCCGAAAGCCAACUCGUGCGGUGCUUUUGAGGGAGUACGGAAAUCGCAUUGCUCAAUUUUUUUGUUUUUGUUUUGUCUAUCAUUAAACGGAGUGGAGGACUCAUUAUGAGGACGCGAGGAGCGCUUUUGGACUUUUAGUUAAGUUGUCACCAUGACAGACGACUGAUGACUUCUUCUUCCAAUCAGGACUUUUUCCAAACUUGGACUCCUGCUAUUUGUCACCACCUUUAAUAUUGAACCCGCCCUCAGUCCCUCUGUUUUGGCUCUCUGCAGUCCACUUUAAAUGCAGACUGGUCUGCAGUCGGUGAGAACACAGCCGAGACGCCGGUACCAUCCGAUUGUUCCUCCGAGGCACCCAAACAGAGGACACAAGUGCAUUGUGCAGCCAUCACCAUCACUAUGGAGCUGACAUACAGGAUCAUUGGCCUGCUGGGAUGCAUCUUCCUGGACUGGGCUCCUCCUCAGGCUUCUGCAGAGGAAGAGGUGCUGAUGAACACGAAGACAGAGACUUCUGAUCUGAAAUGGACCAUCUACUCUCAGGCCAAACCAGAGUGGGAGGAAAUGAGCGGUUUAGACGAGGAGAACAACAGCGUGAGGAUCUACCAGAUCUGUCAGACUGACAGUUCCUUCAGCCACUGGCUGCGCAGCGGCUUCAUACAGCGACGGGUGGCCUCCCAAGUUUACGUGGAGCUGCGCUUCACCAUGAUGGAGUGCUCCUCCGGGAACGGCCACCACCGCAGCUGCAAGGAGACCUUUAACCUCUACUACUACCAGGCCGACUCCAACGAGGCCACGGCCACGUACCCGCCAUGGAUGGAGAACCCCUACAAAAAGGUGGAUACAGUGGCUGCAGACUUUCUCCUCAGGAAGGACGAGAGGAAAUCCAACAUAAAAACCUUAAGACUCGGUCCUUUGUCCAAGAGAGGCUUCUACUUGGCCUUUCAGGCUCAGGGCGCCUGCAUGGCUCUGCUCUCCGUCAGGGUUUUCUUCAAGAAGUGUCCCCCCUUGAUCAGCGCUCUUUCCUCAUUCCCCGAGACGGUUCCCCGCACUCUGGUGCAAGAGGCGCAGGGUGAGUGCGUGGAGCACGCCUCACAGCAGGGACCCCGACCUCGUCCUCCCAAGCUCUUCUGCGGAGAAGACGGCCAGUGGGUGGGCCAGCCGACCACUUCCUGCGCCUGCCUUCCUGGAUAUGAGGCCGCCGACGGACACGCAAGAUGUACAGCUUGUCCCGUGGGUCACUUCAAGUCCACCGCAGAGGGACAGUGCACAGUCUGUCCAGGAGCGAGCCACACCUCCAUCACGGGGGAGGCUGUAUGUGUAUGUCGGCCUGGAUACUUCCGGGCACAAUCCGACUCUCCAGACACACCGUGCACGAGGCCGCCCUCAGCCCCACGUAGCAUUGCCUCGCAAAUCAACGGCACCUCCCUCCGACUGGAGUGGAACGAGCCUCUGGACGAUGGCGGCAGAACUGACCUGAGCUACACAAUCAAAUGUUUCUCCUGCCGGACGCCGAAGGGACCAUGUUUAUCAUGCGGCGAUAGCGUCAGCUAUCGACCAGCCCAGCAGGGCCUGACGAGUCGCAGGGUGGAGAUGUGGGGCCUGUUGCCUCACACCACCUACACCUUCACUGUCCAGGCUCUCAACGGGGUGUCUCAACUCAGCGGCAAGGACCCCGCCAGCGACAGUGUCAACAUUACCACCAGCUAUGACGUGCCGUCACUGGUGUCUGUGAUUCAGAAGAGUGACUCCACAGAGAGCAGUCUGACUCUACAUUGGUCUGUCCCUGUGCAGCCACAUUACACCAUCCUGCAAUAUCAACUACGCUACUGUGAGAAGGAGCGGCGCAGUGAAGAUCAGUGCCACUACGCAGAGAGCAGCAGAAACCAGGCCGUGCUGACGGACCUCCGCAGGGCCACGCAGUACGAAGUGCAGGUCCGGGCGCGCACUAUGGCUGGUUUUGGCAGCUUCAGUCCUGCAGCCGUCUUCCGCACCCUGCCUGACGGACACGACUCUUCCUCCCAAUUCUUGGUGCCAGGCAUCCUUAUCGCCGUCGGGAUGCUGCUGCUGGUCACUUUCAUCUUUGUGGCAGCCUACUGCAUACGCAGCAGACACAGCCGCAUGAAAGAUCCAGAGCUGAGUGACAAGAACAGCCAGUACUUAGUUGGCCAAGGGGUCAAGGUUUAUAUCGACCCCUUCACCUACGAGGACCCCAAUGAGGCCGUGCGCGAAUUUGCCAAGGAAAUCGAUGUUUCCUUUGUAAAGAUUGAGGAGGUUAUUGGAGCCGGAGAGUUCGGGGAGGUGUGCCGCGGUCGACUGAGGGUCCCUGGGAAAAAGGAAAACUACGUAGCAAUAAAGACAUUGAAAGGCGGAUACACCGAGAAGCAGCGGCGCGACUUCCUGUCUGAAGCGUCCAUCAUGGGCCAGUUUCAGCAUCCCAACAUCAUCCACUUGGAGGGCAUCAUCACAGCCAGUUGUCCCGUCAUGAUCCUCACAGAGUUCAUGGAGAAUGGCGCUCUGGAUUCUUUCCUACGGCUUAAUGACAGCCAGUUCACACCCAUCCAACUCGUGGGGAUGCUGCGUGGCAUCGCCUCCGGCAUGAAGUACCUGGCAGAGAUGAGUUACGUCCACAGAGAUCUGGCAGCCCGAAACAUCCUCAUCAACAGCAACUUGGUGUGCAAGGUGUCCGACUUUGGCUUGUCACGCUUCCUGCAGGAGAACUCCUCGGACCCCACCUACACCAGCUCCCUGGGAGGAAAAAUCCCAAUCCGCUGGACAGCACCAGAAGCGAUUGCCUUCAGAAAGUUCACCUCAGCCUCAGAUGUGUGGAGCUAUGGUAUUGUCAUGUGGGAGGUCAUGUCUUUUGGAGAGAGGCCGUACUGGGACAUGAGCAACCAAGAUGUAAUCAAUGCCAUCGAGCAGGACUACCGGCUGCCCCCGCCCCCCGACUGCCCCACUCACCUGCACCAGCUGAUGCUGGACUGCUGGCAGAAGGAUCGCUCGGCGCGGCCUCGCUUCGCGGAGCUCGUCAGCGCCUUGGACAAGCUGAUCCGAAACCCCGCCUCGUUGAAAAUCGUGGCCCAGGAGGGAGCAGGCCCCUCCUACCCCCUGCUUGGCCAACGCUCGCCUCUGCCCCUCUCGUCCUGUGCCUCAGUGGGGGAAUGGUUGAGGGCGAUCAAGAUGGAGCGUUACGAAGACAGCUUCCUGCAAGCCGGACUCACCUCUGUUGAACAGCUGGGCCAGAUCAGCACACAAGACUUGCUGCACAUGGGUGUGACUUUAGCCGGCCAUCAGCGGAAGAUCCUGUCCAGCAUCCAGACCAUGAGUUUCCAGAACAAGAGCAGCACACCUGUGACCUUCUAGCGCCAUCAGGACACAAAAUGCCACUGUGGACUCCACAAGAGAGACAUGGGAAGAAUGUGUUAUUGCUACCUGGACAUCCAAGAAUCCAGUCAUGGCGGGCUGGGCUUUUUUUAUACGGAGGAUUUGAAGAGCGACAAAUAAAGCAGACUGUGAUGAAAAGCAGCUGCUUGUCAAAGAAGCUGGAGGCCAAUGACAGGCCGUCACACUGUUGUGUUAAUACACACAAGAUCCACUUCCACACGCCUGCUUGCAUCUGGAUCACAGCUUUCAUAUGAACAACACUUGAACCGCGCAGGAUUUCCCCCCGCCCCCCUGUUUUGUAUUCAUUUGAUUUCGACAUGACCUCCUCUUUACUCAGGUGCGGCGCGUAGAGCAGGCUUUGCUGUGCUGGCUCGUAAUCAUAAAACUCCUCUCAUCCUCCAGCGUGAUGAUACAGCCAGAGAGAGAGAUCAGCACUUGUGUCGUUACAGAGGGAAUUCAUCUCCGCGCAUUCCAAUGGUGUGUGAUUUUUUUGUGUGUUUUUUUUUUGUGAGUGCGGCCGACUUCUCUUUGGCAACGAGCAUAUAGGAGACUCUCUGGCGUUAAAGCUGUCAGUGCGGAUGUUCAUCAUCUUGCCAGUGCCGCUCUUUGAGGAAAAUUUUCCCAAUGAAAAAUAUAAUAAGGUGAUUUUGUUCUUUCCUCAUUUAAUUUGACUGUUUACUGUAAUAUUUUUCCUUAUGUAAACAUGGCGAAAUGUUGAGUUUUUCUUCAAAAACGUCCUCUUCGAUGCAGUGGCGCGUCUACAGUCAGAAGGAAAUUCAUAUGGCCAAGGUCGUCAUGGCUUAACUGACACAUGAAACGUGACAACUUUAGCCGCCAGAUGGUAGUAGUGUAGUGUCGGCGUGGCGCAGUGGAAGAGUGGCCAUGCGCGACCCAAGGGUCCUUGGUUCAAUCCCCACCUAGUACCAACCUCGUCAUGUCCGUUGUGUCCUGAGCAAGACACUUCACCCUUGCUCCUGAUGGGUGCUGGUUAGCGCCUUGCAUGGCAGCUCCCUCCAUCAGUGUGUGAAUGUGUGUGUGAAUGGGUAGAUGUGGAAGUAGUGUCAAAGCGCUUUGAGUACCUUGAAGGUAGAAAAGCGCUAUACAAGUACAACCCAUUUAUCAUUUAUCAUUUAAAUACCUUAAAGCGUGUUCUGUGACAAUUCCAACUUUGAUCACAGCAUCAGUUGCUAUGCAGAGUGGCGCUUUCCAUCAUUUUCAGCAGACUGCAUCGCAAAACGAUCCUCUCACGUGAGAUCCAACCACGAACCGGCACUCCCCCAACGUUAACUACUGCACACAGCUCGUGUUCUCCUUUUAACGACUACAAGCGCUUGUUAAAAGGAGAAAAUUCACAUUUUUACUCCAGGAUUUAGCCUCUUUCCUUAAGGGUAAUACCAAUCUUGCUGACAUUUAUGACAAUUAGUUAGCAUAACGUCCCCCAAGAGGCUGGCAGUGCUGCGGUGCAUGGAGGAAAUCCUGCCAAAGAGCCAUGUUGGAUACAACAACAACAACAUUUUUCUAAAUGGCCCAUAAGACACAUAAACCCUUUUUUUUAAGCUGCCAUUUUAGAUUUUAAUUUGCACCACUCAAGUGAUGUAACACAGACAUCCCCCUUUCCCCCCCAUCAGAAUGUAGCUUACAUAUGGCUUUUCUAUCAUCUGGGAUCAUUUUCUGUGGCUUUAAGAAGAUUGAGGCGUAAUUAACCCUGGCGCUGAUUAACCAGAAGCCCCUGAAAUGAGGUGCAGGAAGUGUGUGACCAAUUUUGAUUCUUUUUUUGAUAUAUAUAUAUAUAAUCAAUACAGAGUGGACUUAAAACUCCCAAUCAGUGUAAAUCAAACGGGCGCUUUUUUUUUAACGUUCACCGACGUAAACCACGACAAGCCUUCAUCCAAAGCACUGGGGACGCCAUCCAAGAUGUUCCCGUGAAGGAGUAUUAGGUACGUGGUCUUCAUAUUGAAGAUCUCGACGUCGUCCGCUUUUGAAACGAAACAUGUUUGAUUACCGUCCUGUGUGUAGACUCGUUUGUAUUCAGUAUUCAUAAAUAAACUUACUCGUUAUUA